Messenger RNA from Gymnodraco acuticeps, 3399 nucleotides. It is a transcript of the gene keap1a, whose product is annotated as kelch-like ECH-associated protein 1a. Lineage: Eukaryota; Metazoa; Chordata; Actinopteri; Perciformes; Bathydraconidae. Gene Ontology annotation, molecular function: protein binding. The record is from RefSeq and is a predicted model, not a curated record. The coding region runs from base 984 to 2789 and encodes 601 amino acids. The transcript is spliced from 12 exons.
UCCCUCACAGUGUCAGCAGUGUAACUCCAGAGUUGCAGAGUCAUGUUGAUGCACAAAUUCCUCCCCACCAGCAGCACCACCAUCUCCACCGCAGUCUCUGGAAGUCAGCCCACAGCGACGCAGAACAGCAGCGACACGCACAGCUCCGCACAUUCACACUUUUAAUGUGAAGAGAUGCACAUCUGCUGGUUUCCUGACAGCGCGUGAAGCUUCAACCAGCACCCGGGAAAACCUCCUGCUGUCGCGCGGAAAACUCCCCGAAGUGACUCCCGUGUUGUUCUCAUUAUAUGGAGUUUAACAGCUGCUAAACUGGUGCUUUUUUAGGAUAAGCAACACAACAGAAGUUAAAGAAAUCUGCCACCAUACAUCGGAUUGUGCAGCUACACACAUUUGUCAACCACUUCCCCUUUUUUCACGUGGAGCAGUACAUUGCAGAGGAAUCUCUGAAAUGUCAGAAACGAUGACUUUCAAAAGCCUGAAACCUGUAAAAUCUGGAUUUACAGCGAUUUAACGAUGAUGGUUUGACUUGUGCUUUGGGAGCUCUCUGAUCUUGACUCAAAGGCUCAGUCGGUCAUGUUGGAGCCUGGAUCUGUGGACGAGGGAGUAUUAUGUGGUUCACCAUCAGUCUGCAAGUUUGUUUACCCGCCGUAUCUGUGCAGAGAAACAUUUGAGCUGAAUGUAUUUUAUGUGGCAACAGGUUUUUUCUCUGGACUUCUACCUCUACCUGCCGGCUGUUUCCAGGAUCACCAAUGGAUAGUACUGGUAAUCCGUCCCUAAUAAUUGGGACAUUUCUACAAACUGAAUAAAUUAGUGUGUUAAAUUUGAGGCAAAAUGGAGCAACAAAUGGCAUCAGCUCACUGGAGCCUUCGCAAAGGAAUUUUCUUACUAGAAAGUCCAACCCCAAUGGGAUAAGAACAAAAAACUGUACAAGACUGUAAGACUGAGCUUAUUACUCAGAAACAUUGGACUACCUCUCUCCCAGAAUGCAUUGCCCCUUGAGGAAGAAACGUCCCACACGGGACUCUGAUUUCUCGGCCAUCGCCGUCCCCUCGAUGCAAGGUUCAGGUUAUCUUGACUACACGGUCGAGACCCACGCUUCCAGAUCUCUGGAGGUCAUGGAGGAAUUCAGACGGCAGGAGAUGCUGUGUGACCUCGUGCUGCACGUCACAUACAAGGAAAGGACGGUGGACUUCAAGGUUCACAGGGUGGUGCUGGCCUCCUGCAGCCCAUACUUCAGAGCCAUGUUCACCAGCAACUUCAAAGAGUGUCGCGCCUCGGAGGUCACUCUGCGCGAUGUCUGCCCCCAGGUGGUGGGAAUACUUAUUGACUUUGCCUACACCUCCCACAUCACAGUGGGAGAGAAGUGUGUGUUGCACAUUCUUAUGGCUGCUAUGAGGUAUCAGAUGGAGGACGUGGCCAGGGCAUGCUGCGAUUUCCUCACUAAGCACAUAGAGCCUGCUAAUGUCAUUGGCAUCGCCCGUUUUUCUGAGGAGAUCGGCUGCUUCGAAAUGCAACAGCGGAGUCGAGAGUAUAUCAACACACACUUCAAUGAGGUGACGAAAGAAGACGAGUUCUUCAGCCUCUCUCACUGCCAGCUGCUGGAGCUCAUCAGCCAGGACAGCCUCAAGGUGCUCUGCGAGUCCGAGGUGUAUAAGGCCUGCACAGACUGGGUCCGCUGGGAUAUGGAGGGUCGAGCCCAGUACCUGCACGCCCUCCUGAAUGCGGUCCAUAUCUACGCCCUGCCGCCUAAGUUCCUAAAGAACCAGCUCAUGUCCUGCCCCAUCCUCAGCAAGGCCAAUUCCUGUAAGGACUUCCUGUCUAAAAUCUUUCAGGAUAUGACAUUGAGGAAGCUACCUCCUGGCCCUAAUCGCGGCACUCAGCUCAUCUAUGUGGCCGGAGGAUACCAGCAGCAUUCACUGGCCUCCAUGGAGGCUUAUGAUCCGCGGAGGAAUGUGUGGCUAAGGCUGGCUGACAUGGGGUCUCCCUGCAGUGGUCUGGGGGCCUGUGCGCUGUUCGGCCUGCUCUACACUGUCGGAGGCAGGAACCUGUCGCUGCAGAACAACACGGAGUCCAGCGCGCUGUGCUGCUACAACCCGAUGACCAACCAGUGGAGCCAGCGAGCCUCGCUCAACACCCCCAGGAACCGGGUGGGGGUGGGCGUGGUGGACGGCUGCAUCUAUGCUCUCGGAGGCUCCCAGGCCUCCACACAUCACAACACGGUGGAGAGGUGGGAUCCAGAGUCUAAUCGCUGGUCCUUUGUUUGCCCGAUGUCGGUGGCUCGUCUGGGGGCAGGAGUGGCGGCGUGUGGGGGGGUUCUGUAUGUGGUGGGGGGGUACGAUGGGCAGAACCGCUGGGACACUGCUGAGAAAUACCAGCCCGACACCAACACCUGGCAACAACUGGCCCCCAUGACGACUAUACGCAGUGGACUGGGGCUGGUGUGUCUGAACUCUCACCUCUAUGCGAUAGGAGGGUAUGAUGGGCUGAGCCAGCUGUGUUCUGUGGAGCGUUACAAUAUAGCCAGGAACCAAUGGGAGCCCAGGGCCUCCAUGCAGUACUGCCGCAGUGCCCACGGAGUCACGGUGCACCAGGGACGCAUCUUUGUCCUCGGAGGCUUUAACCAGAACGGCUUCCUGUCCAGUGUUGAGUGUUACUGCCCAGACAGAAAUGAAUGGACGUGCGUAACCAACAUGCCCGUCGGACGCAGCGGGAUGGGCGUCGCUGUUACCAUGGAGCCCUGUCCCGGCAGCCUGCCAGAACAAGAGGAGGAUGAGGAUGGAGCCUCAUGAUGAGUACGAAAUCUGUUGAAAUCUCAAGUAUUGAAUACAAGUGGUGCUGCUUUUCAAGAGAGAGUUAAGUGCAUUCAAUAAAAAAAACAUUCCAAUAUGAAAACUACUCACACAUCCCCGCUCUCAUGGAUCUCAUUUGAAUCGUCCCCAUGAAGUACUGCAGAUGUAGAUUAUUAGAUUAUGCAGAAACGCUGAAAAGGACGAAUAUUUCUACAUCUGGUCGGGAAAACUCUUAGCAUGACAGUGACCUCACAAUGAACAAGGUGCUACAGAUGUAAUCAUUGAUAAUGGUACUAUUUAAUUUAGUAUUAUUAUCUCUCACCUGUUUCAAUCACUUAGCGUUUUUAAUGGUAAAUGUACAAAGUGAAUGGCCUCCAGUGUCCUGAUUUUUUUUAAUCCUCACUCUGUGUUGUAUCACUACCUCUUCUCUGUGUCUCUGUCUAUUUGAGCACUUUUCUGAUUGUGUUUUCAUUGUUUUGUGCCAACACAGAUUCACAGAAAACUGCCAUUUUUUUGUAUUUUAUUCAUUUAAUUUGUUUGUAUGUGCAUUCACAAUAUUUAAUUUUGUGUUUCUGAAAAUAAAGUUAAUCAAAUUUGUAUUUCUGCACCA